This is a messenger RNA of Candoia aspera, 2088 nucleotides long. RefSeq names its product gap junction protein gamma 1 (gene GJC1). The transcript has 2 exons. The coding region runs from base 1 to 1182 and encodes 393 amino acids. NCBI's taxonomy places the organism in Eukaryota, Metazoa, Chordata, Lepidosauria, Squamata, Candoiidae. Gene Ontology annotation, cellular component: connexin complex. The record is from RefSeq and is a predicted model, not a curated record. Gene Ontology annotation, molecular function: gap junction channel activity. Gene Ontology annotation, biological process: cell-cell signaling.
AUGAGCUGGAGUUUCUUGACACGUCUACUAGAGGAGAUCCACAACCAUUCCACAUUUGUUGGGAAGAUCUGGCUGACGGUGCUGAUUGUAUUCCGCAUUGUCCUCACUGCUGUGGGAGGGGAAUCCAUCUAUUAUGAUGAGCAAAGCAAAUUUGUUUGCAAUACAGAACAGCCAGGCUGUGAAAAUGUGUGCUACGAUGCUUUUGCCCCCCUCUCUCAUGUGAGGUUUUGGGUGUUUCAGAUCAUCCUGGUCUCUAUUCCCUCAGUAAUGUACUUAGGCUAUGCUGCUCACAAAAUUGCCCGGAUAGUGGAACAUGGUGAAAUGGAACGGAAGUUACGAAGCAAACCUUUUCUAAUGCGCUGGAAACAACACCGGGGUUUAGAAGAGGCAGAAGAUGAUAAUGAAGAAGAUCCAAUGAUGUAUCCAGAGAUUGAGAUAGAGAGCGAGCGAGAGAACAAGGAAAAUCCAUCCGUCACAAAAAUGAAGCAUGAUGGUAGGAGACGAAUCCGAGAAGAUGGGCUUAUGAAGAUUUAUAUCUUUCAACUCCUGAGUAGGACUGUGUUUGAAAUUGGCUUCCUGAUAGGCCAGUAUUUCCUCUAUGGAUUUGAAGUCAGUCCAACAUUUCUUUGUAGCAGAGAUCCAUGUCCUCAUACAAUUGACUGCUUCAUUUCAAGGCCCACAGAAAAGACCAUAUUCCUGCUCAUCAUGUAUGGUGUGAGUGGUCUGUGUUUACUUCUGAACAUCUGGGAAAUGCUUCACUUGGGAUUUGGCACCAUUCGGGACACACUGAACAGUAAGCGGAAGGAGCUAGAAGAUUCAGGAACUUACCAUUAUCCUUUUAUUUGGAAUACACCAUCAGCUCCUCCAGGGUACAAUAUUGCAAUGAAACCUGACCAGAUACAGUACACAGAAUUGUCUAAUGCCAAAAUAGCACAUAAGCAAAAUAAAGCCAAUAUUGCCCAAGAACAGCAAUAUGGCAGCAAUGAGGAGAACAUGCCCACUGAACUGGAGAACCUCCAGCGAGAAAUCAAAGUAGCUCAGGAACGCUUAGAUCUUGCCAUUCAUGCAUAUAAUAAUCAGAAUAAUCCAUCCUGUUCCAAGGAGAAGAAGCCCAGAGCCAGCUCAAACAAAAGCAGUGGCAGUAGUAAAUCAGGAGAUGGGAAAACUUCUGUUUGGAUUUGAUGCUGUUCAUUUGAGAGGGAAUGCUACCUUUCUCUCAUAGCCUAUUAUAUCUAGCAAAUUGGGUGCAGAAGAAUUUCCAGUAAAAAAUAAUUGGCCUUGUUAAAGUUCAGGUAUAUUUUGUGCUGCUAAAUGGUACUGUCCAAACGAACAGAAGAGAAAAGUAUUUAUGCUCACAUUCUGAUGUUUCCAAAACGUAUUCAUGUUUCUUCCAGAUCUGGAGAAGUCCCAGGGUUUUUUUAAAUUAUUAUUAUUAUUUUUGUUGAACAGUUUACACUGUACGUACAGUAUUAUGGUACAUUUUAUUAUGCACAUUUUUGUAUUUGUAUAUUGGAUAUCUCAGUUAUACAUUUUAUAUUAAAAGGAAUCAAAUAGGAAUUUUCAACAUUUUUCUAAAGUUUUCCUCCUCACAUUUCAUAGAGAUGCUGAUCUAUUUUGAGUUUUAUAGAAGUUUGAAUUAUGGAGCAAAUACUUCUGGAUGACUGUCAUGAACAAAGAUGUAACCCCUUCUGCAUUCAUGUCCCAGACAAAUAAAUUCAACUUUAGGAUCCCCACACUGGAUAAGUACUGAACCCAAUUUUGAGAAGUAGCAUUUUUUUUAAAAAGAUACUUCGGAUGCAGGAUGUGGAAAUACUGUGUGUAUAUGAAUGUCAGCAGGAAAUACUCAGCUGUUCAAGGAUGAUUUCAAUACAAAACUAUAUUUGGUGAAAGGUUGAAAAAUGUUACCAAGUAAAUAUUUUCUGGAACCUUUAUUUAUCAGUUGAACUGAAUUCAAUCAAGAACAAAGUUAUUAGCCAAAUGUUGGGAUGGUGCUGUAAAUGGGAGGAUGAGAGAGAAGGCAGAAUACUUUCAGAAAGUUAAUGGACUUUAUUCGGAAGUUUGUCUUGAAUAAAAUGCAGCCUGUGUUGG